Molecule: messenger RNA, 8477 nt
Organism: Salmo salar (Atlantic salmon)
Lineage: Eukaryota; Metazoa; Chordata; Actinopteri; Salmoniformes; Salmonidae
Product: 1-phosphatidylinositol 4,5-bisphosphate phosphodiesterase beta-1
Biological process (GO): phosphatidylinositol-mediated signaling; memory; release of sequestered calcium ion into cytosol
Cellular component (GO): nuclear speck; cytoplasm
Molecular function (GO): phosphatidylinositol-4,5-bisphosphate phospholipase C activity; calcium ion binding; calmodulin binding
Source: RefSeq, a predicted model, not a curated record
AGUGCAGACACUCAUUCAGUCUCUCUCUCUCUCCCUCUCUUCACCAGCGGACUUCACUCGGUCCCUCCGCUGCGCCUGGAGCUUCAAAGCUAAGAGCCGCUAACCCAUGCGGAGAUGAGAUACUACCAACACUAGUGGGGUUUCGGUCAGCCUACAGUUCUUCUCAGCAGAAGGGUCAUUUCGUUUAGGAAAGAAGGCGAAAGGGAGAGAAAGCGGGAAAUAAUUAAAACCGUUUCUUCUGCUGUCUGUUGAGGAGAGUAGAUGAGUCAAUGGCCGGAGCUCAGCCAGGAGUUCACGCGCUGCAGCUCAAGCCCGUGUUUGUGAGCGAGAGCCUGAAAAAGGGCAACAAAUUUAUGAAAUGGGAUGAUGACUCUACUACGGUGACCCCUGUGACCUUACAAGUCGACCCCCAGGGCUACUUCCUGUACUGGACUGACCAGAACAAGGACACUGAUCUCCUGGACAUUGCCUACAUCAAGGACGCCAGGAAUGGAAAAUGCACAAAAACGCCAAAGGACAUGAAGCUGCGAGAGCUUCUGGACGUGAGCACCCUGGUGGGGAAGAUGGAGAACAGGAUGCUCACGGUGGUGAGCGGACCAGACAUGGUCAACAUCACAUAUCUCAACUUCAUGGCCUUCCAGGAGGAGAUCGCCAAGGAGUGGGCAGAAGAGUUGUUUGGCCUGGCGUCUAACCUACUGGCCCAGAACAUGUCCAGAGAAGCAUGCCUGGAGAAAGCAUACACACGACUGAAGCUACAGCUCAACUCUGAGGGAUGCAUCCCUGUCAAGAAUAUCUUCAGGAUGUUCUCAGCAGACAGGAAACGAGUAGAGACAGCUCUGGAGAACUGCAACCUCCCUUCUGGACGGAGUGAUUGUAUCCCACAAGAAGACUUCACUCCAGAGCUCUACAAAGUGUUCCUCACCAACAUCUGUCCUCGACCAGAACUAGAUAAUAUCUUCUCUGAAAUUGGAGCUAAAAGCAAACCCUACCUGACAGUGGAGCAGCUGACUGACUUUAUAAACUUCCGACAGAGAGACCCUCGUCUCAACGAGAUCCUCUACCCUCCUCUCAAACCUGAACAGGUUCAGAGCAUGCUGGACAAGUAUGAACUCAAUGAAAUGCUGGUGCAGAAAGGUCAGAUCUCGGUGGACGGCUUUGCCAAGUACCUGAUUAGUGAAGAGAACAGCAUCAUCCCCCCAGAGAAGCUGGACCAGAGUGAAGACAUGACCCUACCACUGCCUCAUUACUUCAUCAACUCCUCCCACAACACAUACCUCACAGCGGGCCAGCUGGCAGGUAACUCGUCAGUAGAGAUGUACCGGCAGGUCCUCCUGUCAGGUUGUCGCUGUAUCGAGCUGGACUGCUGGAAGGGACGCACCACCGAAGAAGAACCUGUCAUCACACACGGAUUCACCAUGACAACUGAAAUCGCCUUCAAGGAAGUGAUUGAGGCCAUAGCAGGGUGUGCCUUCAAGACCUCCCCUUUCCCUGUCAUCCUUUCCUUUGAGAACCACGUGGACUCGCCCAAGCAGCAGGCCAAGAUGGCGGAGUACUGCAGGUCAAUAUUUGGAGACAUGUUACUGACCGACCCUCUGGAGAAGUACCCUUUGGAGACAGGGGUGCCCCUGCCCAGUCCAAUGGAUCUGAUGGGAAAGAUUCUGGUGAAGAACAAGAAGAAACACAUCAAGACAUCGAGUACCAAGAAGAAACUGUCAGAACAGGCCUCCAAUGCCUACAGUGACUCAUCUAGUGUGCAUGAGCCCUCUUCUCCCAGCGCAGGGUCGACCAACCAGGAGAUGACCGAGUCCUCCCAGCCAAUAGAGGUCGCUGGGCUCAGCCUCAGAUCACAGGGAAGGAAGUCCAUCGGUGAAGUUGAGGCAGAGAGUGACGAUGAGGAUGAUGAUGACGAUGACUGUAAAAAGGGGUCCAUGGAUGAGGGUACAGCGGGCAGCGAGGCGUUUGCCACAGAGGAGAUGUCCAACCUGGUCAGUUAUGUCCAGCCAGUCAAAUUUAACUCCUUCGAGGCCUCCAAAAAGAUCAAUCGGAGCUAUCAGAUGUCAUCGUUUGUGGAGACCAAAGCCUUGGAGCAGCUCACCAAGUCACCUGUGGAGUUUGUUGAGUAUAACAAGCUGCAGCUGAGUCGUAUCUACCCUAAAGGCACCAGAGUAGACUCCUCCAACUAUAACCCUCAGCUCUUCUGGAAUGCAGGCUGUCAACUGGUGGCCCUGAACUUCCAGACCAUAGACCUGUCCAUGAUGUUGAACCUGGGUAUGUAUGAGUACAAUGGAAAGUGUGGUUACAGGCUGAAACCAGAGUUCAUGAGACGACCAGACAAACACUUUGAUCCCUUCGCUGAGAGCACUGUGGAUGGCAUCGUAGCCAACACAUUUUCUGUUAAGAUCAUCUCAGGCCAGUUCCUGACCGAUAAGAAGGUGGGGACGUAUGUGGAGAUAGACAUGUUUGGUCUGCCGGUGGACACCAGAAGGAAAGGUUUUAAGACCAAGACGUCUCAGGGCAACGCUGUCAACCCUGUCUGGGAGGAGGAGGCCUUUGUCCUCAAGAAGGUGGUACUGCCCACUCUGGCCUCGAUGAGGAUAUCUGUGUUUGAAGAUGGAGGGAAGUUCAUUGGCCAUCGCAUCAUUCCUGUGAAUGCCAUCCGCCCAGGUUAUCGCUACAUUGGUCUGAGGAAUGAGAAGAACCAGGCUCUGACCCUCCCUGCUUUGUUUGUCUAUGUAGAGGUCAAGGACUAUGUCCCUGAUACAUUUGCAGAUGUCAUCGAGGCAUUGUCCAAUCCCAUCCGUUACGUCAACCUGAAGGAGCAGAGAGCCAAUCAACUGGCAGCACUCACUUUGGAGGAGGGGGCAGAGGAGGAGGACAGCAAGGAGGUGGAGGCGGCUGGUGAUGACCCAAUGGAGCCUGACCCCCGGGUGACCUUGCCAGCAGAGAACGGGGUCAGCCACACCCCCAUCAUCUCCUCCAAACCCCCCAGCCUGGUCAGCCAGCAGCCACAGCCCACAGGUUCAGUGAAAACUGCAGUGAAGACUGAGGAUGUCAUUCAGAGUGUUCUCACAGAGAUGGAGGCCCAGACAGUAGAGGAGUUGAAGCAGCACAAGGGCUUUGUGAGGGAGCAGAGGAAGCAGUAUAAAGAGAUGAAGGAGUUGGUAAGGAAACACCACCGUAAGACCAGCGAGCUGAUCAAGGAGCACACGGCCAAGGCUGCAGAGCUGCAGAACCAGCACCAGCGCAGGACCUCCGUGCUGCAGAAGAGCCACAAACGUGAUGGUAAGAAAAGCAGGUCGGAACAGUCCCUGUCGACCCUGGAGCAGGAGCUGUGUGUGUUGGACCAGGAGUCCAGUCAGAGACUGUCUGAGCUGAAGGAGAAGCAGCAACAACAGCUACUCACACUGAGACAGGAGCAGUAUUACAGUGAGAAGUACCAGAAGAAAGAACACAAUAAAACGCUGUUGGAGAAGUUGACAACCAUAGCCGAGGAGUGUCAGAGUGCCCAGCUGAAGAAGAUCAGAGACAUCUGUGACAAGGAAAAGAAAGACAUGAAGAAGAAGAUGGACAAGAAAAGACAGGAGAAGAUUAAUGAAGCAAAGGCCAACAACAAGAACGUGACAGAGGAAGAGAAGCUGGAAAUCAACAGGUCAUUUGUCAAUGAGGUGGUGCAGUAUAUCAAACGGUUGGAGGAUGCUCAGAGUAAGAGAAUGGAGAGACUACUGGAGAAGCACAAGGACAUCAGACAGCAGAUUUUGGAUGAGAAACCUAAGCUGCAGAGUGAGCUGGACCAGGAGUACCAGGACAAGUUCAGACGGUUGCCUCUAGAGAUCCAGGAGUUCGUCCAUUACAGCAGCAAGGCCAAGCUUAGCGAAGACAGUCCCCAUGGCAACCUGUCUGUCUCCUCGACGACCGAGAGGGUCAACCACAAGUCACAGUCGGAGGACGAUACAGAAGACUCGUCGGAAAGAGUGUUUGACACGCCCCUUUAGGACAAAUCUGAAAUGCCACCCUAUUCCCUACUGUCUAUAGUGCACUACUUUUGGCCAGAGUCUCAUAUAAGAGUAGUGCACUAUAGGCUGCCAUUUCAGACACAUCCAAAGUGUGAUAUUAGAGUAGUGCACUAUAGGCUGCCAUUUCAGACACAUCCAAAGUGUGAUAUUAGAGUAGUGCACUAUAGGCUGCCAUUUCAGACACAUCCAGAGUGUGAUAUUAGAGUAGUGCACUAUAGGCUGCCAUUUCAGACACAUCCAGAGUGUGAUAUUAGAGUAGUGCACUGUAGGCUGCCAUUUCAGACACAUCCAGAGUGUGAUAUUAGAGUAGUGCACUAUAGGCUGCCAUUUCAGACACAUCCAGAGUCUUUGAGACACCCCUCUAGAGACUAAACCACUCUCCUUCCUUUGAAUUGGACAGUUCUGGUUGGUUGUUCUGGCUCGAGGUGAAAAUUGCCACUCCAAGCACAGAUCUAGGAACAGAUUACCCUGCGCUCAAUCCUAACUUUAACCAGUAGGGGUUCAAACAAUGUCUGACCCUGGACCAGUAGUAGGGAGUACCUACUCUGUAGUUCUAUUCAGAUAUGUAAAUACUUGUUUUGUAUUUGUGUGUUUUGUUGUUUUCCCCUGGAGCGGUGUGGAUCUUUCAGUACAGGAUAUGGGUAUUUUUGACUAGGCACUAACUAUGCGCAGAAACAAAGUUACUUACUUGAACUAUUGCACAGGUAGAAUACUUUCUUUUUUUAUGUUUUUAAUAUGUUCCUACUUUUUAAACAAGAAAAAGUAUUAGGUGUUAGAUUAGGUUCUCACAAUGUUGACCAAGUGCAGGUCGGUCAGUGGUGCCAAUGUUUUGAUUUCACUGUGCACUUAGAUGGUAAUUAAUAGUAUCAUUAUGACAUUGGCACUGCAAUGUGAAGUGUUUGCACUUCACAUUGUCCCAAGUAAAGUAAAGGCAUGGUAAAUUGAACUUCUUGUCCAAACACUGUGGACACAAUCUUUAUUUCAAAUGAAGAAUCCCUCCUCAUGUAUAUUUUGCACUGAAGGCUUUCUACAGAACUAACUCUUCUAUUCUCUUCUAACCCCCAAGCACUGAAGGCUUUCUACAGAACUAACUCUUCUAUUCUCUUCUAACCCCCAAGCACUGAAGGCUUUCUACAGAACUAACUCUUCUAUUCUCUUCUAACCCCCAAGCACUGAAGGCUUUCUACAGAACUAACUCUUCUAUUCUCUUCUAACCCCCAAGCACUGAAGGCUUUUUGGUUUUAUUUUGUCCUUUCAGAAGUAGGUCUACUCUAUACUGUUUUUAUCCUGUUUUGACCUGGCCAAGACGUACUUAUUUUCUAGAUUUCUUUUUUCAUUUAAAAACAUAUUUUUGACACAUUAGGUUCUAUAUUGUUAAAUUGUUUAUGGUUAAUCCUGCCAGGGAGGGGUGGAGGGUGGGGAGGGGCUGAGGGAUGGAAGGAGGGUCAUGAGGAUAAAGGGAUUGAAGAAAGAGUAAAUCAUGUAUCUGUAUGUUCUUUACCAAUUGUACAUGCUAGCAGAAAAUACAUAACAUAAAUGUAAAAUUAACUCAAACUGAAACUGCAAAAAUGUUACUAUGGAUGAGAUGACAUUGUUUGUACAGUACAAGUGAUAAACUACAGGUGUUGAUAUGAGAUGAAAAGCAACAUGACUAUAUCACUGCCCCUUACCAAUGACUGAAAUUGUAAACACACACACACACACACACACACACACACACACACACACACACACACUUGACCCAUUAACAGAAGACACUAAAAUGAUGUCCCAGUUCUUUCACCUGUUGGAGCGGUUACUACAUUACAUUUAGAACCUACACACAGUUUUGUGAUCACACGUCUACAGGUAUACAUGUCCCAACUGUUUAUUCAAUGGUUUUACUCCUUCUUUGGCAAGUAAUUACUGCCUAAGACAGCCACCACAGAUAAAGUUUGCAACAUGGGAGUGGUAGAUUUUAAUUUCUAAAUCAAACCAUUGAAGGUAAUUUCAUGUCUGUGUAAAAUAUUGAGAUCACCACCCUUUACGGGAUCUUGAACACUAUUGGUCCAUACCUCUUUUGAUAUGUGACAUCAUACUUAACUAAACUGUCAAUCAAAGACCCAUAUGAUUUUUUUUUUUGUUUCCAAUCUGUACAGUACCAUACAUACACCACAUGUAUCAUGUCUGAUAUUGGAAAACUUAUUUUAAUUGAUUAAAGGUCCAAUGCAGCCGUUUUUAUCUCAAUAUCAAAUCCAUUCUGGGUAACAAUUAAAUAUCUUACUGUAAUUGUUUUUAAUAAAAAUUGGCAAAAAGAAACAAAAAUGUAUUAUUAGCAAAGAGUAAUUUCUCAAGCAAGAAUUUUGCUCGGACCUUCUGGGAGUGGUCUGAAUGGGGAGGGGAAAACUGAAAACUAGCUGUUAUUGGCAGAGAACUCUUUCUUAUUGGUCUAUUAACUAAUUUAACGCCUGGUGAUGCCACCAGGCAGGCCGAAACUCCAUCCCACUAAAACAGACUGAAAUAUUUAUUUUUUCAAACGGCUCUUUAGUGCUGAGCGAUUAACCAACAUUUUAUUUUUGGUUAUUAAACAACUGAUUGACCAAAGUGGGGUCAAUUACUUGAACUGUAUUUAGUACAUUUUUGUGACCCCAACGUGCCGUUUCUCUAGAGAGAAAUCAAAUCAUUCACGAGAGAAAUCUGAGAAAUCAAGUCAAGAACUAUGUGGGAUGCUGGGCUGAAGGGAGUUGUAGUUUUCAUUAAGCAAAUAUUCGACCUAGUUCAGCGAGGAAAUGUGGUAAUUAACUGCAAUAACCACAAUCCAUUGCGCCAGUUUUUCCCGGCUUGAGAUGGAUCAGAGGAACAGGCAAAGCGAGAGGUUUCACUCUCACCAAAAUCUGUCCAAGAUAAGCCCAAUGCGUUCCGAUUGGCUUAUUUUGGAGUUGUAUAAAUAAAGGUUAAUCUUUUUUGUUGUUGUUGUUAAGCUUGUUGCCUGCCUUCCCGCCUUUGGGACAACGACUCCCAUUGUUAGGGCAUAGACAUGAGCAUCUCGUCAUUGUAUACAGAUCUCUGAACGGAUACACUUUUAUGCCUGCUAUGUUAGGUUAGAUACACACAGAACGCAUAAAACCACAUGAGAGAGGAAUGUGCAUAACAUAACAACGAGAGGGUCACGGACAGUUCGUGAAAGUAUAGCUUAUCUACUUUUAAGAACUAAUUAAAAGAUUUUAUCAGACAGCUCUGCAGCAUACUAUACUUAGGCAGGCUAGCUAAAUAGGAUGACUAAAGACACAGUAUGGGGAGCACAUAACGUUAGAUGGCCUGGCUGGCUGACUGCUACUGCCUGAACUGAGAUUUACUUUAAGGAAUGAAAAAUAAUAAAGUAAUUAAAUAACAACUAAGUAAUAUACACAACUGAAUAUUUGAUUAUUUCAUAGUAAUUUCCUAUUAUUCUGAUGUUCUGAUGUGGUCCCGUGUGGCUCAGUUGGUAGAGCGUGGUGUUUGCAAUGCCAGGGUUGUGGGUUUGAUUCCCACGGGGGACCAGUAUGGGAAAAGAAAUGUAUGCAUUCACUACUGUAAGUCGCUCUGGAUAAGAGCGUCUGCUAAAUGACUAAAAUGUAAAUGUAAUGUUUGAUGUGGACCUGACAGAGACAAUGGAAUAUGUUCAAUGUUUUGGCAAUUGAAUGUUCACUAUUUUUGGUUUUAGAAUUUCCAUUAAAAAGCUCUAAAGUAUUAUUUCAUAAUACAUUUCAUGUUUAAAAAAAUAAUCGAAACCGAAAUCAAAAACCGUGAUAAUUUUUUUUAUAAUCGAAACCGAACCAACCUCAAAAAGCACUAAUCACUCAACACUACAGCUGUUACACUAAAAGGGCAUUAUCAUAAUUUUCACAAUUUCACAGUAUUAUUCCAACCUCAUAGCGUGGAAAUAUAAAUAAAAGACAGAAAGAUGUAGUUUUUGACUGCACUGGGCCUUGAAUCAUUUUAAAGUGAAGAAUGACAUAAUAAAGUGUCAACAAGUACAACUUGGUUUCUAUAAAGACGAUUGUUAUUGAUGUGGGAGUCCUGUGCCUUUUGAAUUGGUUUGCCUUGUUUUGAUGUUGAAUGUGUGAAAUGCAUCAUUGUGUAAAUUGCCAUUGUAUUAUACAAAGCUGUCUGUUAUUGAAUAGACUGUGUGCACUUUUAGUACGGUAACACUACUGAGUAAAAAAACACUUGUGAUAAUGAACAGUAUUUUGAGAAGUAUCUCCUAAAAAAGACAAUAAUGCUAGACAUGUAUUUUUAUUUUGUCGUGAACCACUUUAACAGUUUCUGUUCAUCAACUUGUGUAUGCAUUUUGUUGUAAAUGUGUGUAUAAUGUAAAGGCAAAACAUUGAGACGAAGAUGACGGGGAUGAUGAUGGUGAUGAUGAUGAUGAUCGUAGUAGAGUAGUGUAAAGGUAAUCUGCUUGUAAUUAAUAAAUGUGGCUAUAAUUGUACAUUGCUAAAGUGA